GAACUCCCGUAUGUAUUCUGGUCAUGUUGCGAGGAGCAAAGUUUGCUUUUCGAUUGCUGACGAAAGGCAGUCAGUCAUCGGGUAGGAGAUGGGCAGCUGCGACAAGCAGAGCAAGGACGAGAGUUAGUGUUAUUAGAGACUCAGAUUUAGUGAAAAUAGAAGCGACAAGAGACACUAAAAGCAGCAACUGGGAUUAUGAGACUGAGCUGUAUGCGUUGGCCAAACGUCUAGACUGUUUUAAUAUUGAGACAAACAACAAGUUGUUGAGAACGGCUCUUACUCACAAGUCGUGGGUGAUUGGAGAUCCUUCUGACGUGUUUGAUCAAACAGAAAGACGAGCGUCGUCUGAUGAAGCAUUGAAUGAGCAAGAAAAUUACAACGACCGACUGACUUUACUGGGAUCAACUGUCACAAGUCAUUACGUGAUGGAGUUCUUGUUCUUCCAAUACCCUCAUCUUCCAGCUGAUGGGCUAAGAGAUUUACGAACAUUUGUGACGGAAAAAGAAAUGAUGACAAGAGUGGGUGAAAAUCUUGGAAUUGUUGAUCUCAUACUCACAAAGCACAAACUAUAUAGGAAGCCAGAGAGAUUUACUAUUAUUUGUGGAGCAUUGCUUGCUAUAAUCGGCACUAUUCACUCUGAACAAGGAGCUUUGAAAUCUCGUAGUUUUGUUCACGACUUUAUUAUGACUCAACUGGCUGGUCAAGAUGUCAGUCAAAUAGUAAAGCUUUCACAUCCUAAGUUUAUGCUGCAGAUGCUAAUGAGAGAGAAAAAUAUGCCACCUCCAGCUGCUAGGUUGAUUGAUGAGAGCGGACGAGCUACUCACAUGCCAACAUUUGUCGUUGGUAUAUAUUCUGGAAAAGAUCUUUUAGGAAAAGGCGCAGCUCCUUCUCUCAAGAGAGCAGCCCAUGAGGCAACUCUUGCAUCACUUCAUAAUCAUUUUGAAAAGGCAAUCUCAGUUGCCAGAUUGCCAUCAGACUAUGCUGAUUAUGUGCCCGAGAGCAAGAUAAAUCUCAUGGAAAUUAGAGAAAAAGAGAAGGAAGCAGUGACUGCCAGCAGUUGAGUGAGAAGGUCAGACUUGUUAGUUUGAGUAUCCAUUUGGAUUGGGAUAUGGUGGAAACGUUAGCAGGGAUGUGAUGUAUUAGAAUAAUUGGAAAUAUAACUUUUAUGUUCUCUCAGG
Messenger RNA from Corticium candelabrum, 1178 nucleotides. RefSeq names its product large ribosomal subunit protein mL44-like. Gene Ontology annotation, cellular component: mitochondrial large ribosomal subunit; microprocessor complex; nucleus. Gene Ontology annotation, biological process: RNA processing; mitochondrial translational elongation. The record is from RefSeq and is a predicted model, not a curated record. Gene Ontology annotation, molecular function: double-stranded RNA binding; ribonuclease III activity. The transcript has 9 exons. NCBI's taxonomy places the organism in Eukaryota, Metazoa, Porifera, Homoscleromorpha, Homosclerophorida, Plakinidae. Bases 24 to 1061 code for a protein of 345 amino acids.